AUGAGGAAGGAAACCGUGAUCCAUCAUCAAAAUAUAGAAGAGAGUAAAAAAGGGCCGGAGAAAAAGACGCUCAAUAAAAUAGAAACCAUCAUACAGAAUUUGGAUCCGCACAGAGAUAUGACGAACACUAUGAAGAAGAAGCCCGACCCUCCUAAAGACACGUUCAACGAAAUGGAUUCACGUAAAUUACAAAUGCCCGUGACCAGUAAGGAAAGUGAAAUAUCUUUCCGGAACGACAUGUUACAUGUGAGGAAGGAUGAAAUCGUGGUUUCCAGAAGUAUCAUAGAAAAACACGAUGAACAACUACCAAAACUCAGUGAGCAACUCGAUGACCAUACAGCCGAUAAACUGUCUUCAACUGCAGCAUUCAUAUAUGAAUCAUAG
Danaus chrysippus (African queen) is the source of this 384-nucleotide messenger RNA. NCBI's taxonomy places the organism in Eukaryota, Metazoa, Arthropoda, Insecta, Lepidoptera, Nymphalidae. The record is from the annotation of a GenBank genome assembly.